This is a messenger RNA of Diaporthe batatas, 1086 nucleotides long. RefSeq lists its product as uncharacterized. The record is from RefSeq and is a predicted model, not a curated record. The transcript has a single exon. NCBI's taxonomy places the organism in Eukaryota, Fungi, Ascomycota, Sordariomycetes, Diaporthales, Diaporthaceae. Bases 1 to 1086 code for a protein of 361 amino acids.
AUGGCAUUCCUCGACUCUUUCGAACCGUCCGAUCAGCAAAGGAUCAUUGUCGUGCUUGUGAUUACCGUCUUCAUUAGCAUCGCCUUUUACAAUGUCCUCGAACUUACCGCCUCGAUCUUUACGUCGUUCAAAAAGUAUUCGGGUUUAUAUUUUUGGAGUCUCCUGAUCGCGACAUGGGGCAUCGCGUUCAACGGCACCGGCUACCUCUUGAUGCACCUAUCGCUAACGACGGAGUCAAACGUCUAUGCCACGCUCAUUCUGAUCGGCUGGUGCUCUAUGAUCACAGGCCAGUCGGUUGUGCUAUACUCGCGUUUGCACAUUGUGAUGCACCACCAGAGACGCCUACGACUCGUGCUAUACAUGAUCAUCGGCAACGCAUUGUGGCUCCACCUCCCAAUCAUCGUCCUGGUGUACGGCACAAACUCUGCAAACCCAGAGCCGUUCCGCAACCCCUACGUCAUCUAUGAGAAGAUACAACUCACCGUCUUCUUUGUGCAAGAACUCAUCAUAUCUGGCCUCUACGUCUGGGAGACGACCCAGCGUCUCCACCUCGAGAAGAGCAUCGGCCACAUGCGCACCCGGAAGAUCAUGAACCACCUGAUCUGGGUGAACGUCCUGGUCGUGCUUCUGGACGUGACGAUCUUGGCCCUCGAGUUUACCAACCUCUUCAACAUCCAGACGGCCUGGAAGCCUCUGGCAUACAGCAUCAAGCUGAAGCUGGAGUUCAGCAUCCUCAACCAGCUCGUCAGCCUCCGGCAGGGCGGCGCCAACUCAAACAGCAGCUUCUACACGCGGAGCCAGAGGCGGCCUGGGAACGACGUUGCGAUGGAUACGUUCCAUGGCGGGCGGUCGAGGCAUUUCACGGCUGCGGAUGAGCCGGAGUAUGAGAUCCGUAUCGGGAAAGGGGAGGUCAGGGAUUCGAUGCCUGCGCCUCAUGCGUAUCCUACGAAGACGACUGAGAUCACGAUACACACAGAGGCGAGACCUGGCCACGGUUCGCGCGACAGCGACGAAAACAGUCUAGGCAAGGAGAGGGAGGGGGACGUAUGCUCGACAUCCUCGGAAGUUCAUUUUGCGAGACAUUAG